AUGGCGCCGACAUUGGCGUCAUUGUGGCUUAUUUUGUUGCUGUGUUUGCUGUCGGUAUUUGGGAAUCGUGGCUCUGUUGGCGGUUACUUCUUGGCUGGCCGGUCCAUGAGCUGGAUUCCAGUUGGUGCCUCCUUGUUUGCCAGUAACAUCGGUUCUGGUCAUUUCAUCGGUCUCGCGGGUUCGGGAGCUUCUUCUGGAGUUGCUAUAGCUGUGUUUGAGUACAAUGCCGCUUUCACGUUGGGCUUUUUGGGUUGGCUCUUCUUGCCUGUCUACGUUGUUUCUGGGGUGACUGGUGGGUUUGACAAUUUGGUUGUGAACUAUUUCAAUGCCAUUCCAAACACAACAAGGGCCUACAGAAGUACCACGUUCUCUGCUGCGAACUCUGCUCAGGGUUAUUCACCUGACCUCUACGGCACCGAAUCAGACCGAAAUAUAAUUCUCCUGGCUGCAAAUCCACCGGAUCAAUCUCGUGGUGUCUUUGCUGAGUGCAGUAUUCCUCCAUCGGACGCACUGCAAUUUUUCAAGUCCAUUAACAGUACUGAUUUGCCAUGGGUUGGCGCCAUAUUCGGUCUGACUAUCAAUGCCACUUGGUAUUGGUGUACUGAUCAAGUCAUUGUCCAACGUUGUCUCGCUGCCAAGAACAUGAUUCACGCCAAAGCCGGUAUUGUCCUUGCUAUGUUUAUCAAGAUGUUGCCUCUCUGGCUCAUGGUUAUUCCUGGAAUGGCCGCUCGAAUCCUCUUCGCUGAUACCGUGGCGUGUGGAGACGCUAACCUCUGCCAAAAGAUUUGUAGUAAGGUUGCUGGAUGCACAGAUAUCGCCUAUCCAUCGUUGGUGUUGAAUUUGUUGCCUUCUGGUGCUCGAGGUCUCAUGCUUUCUGUCAUGAUGGCCUCAUUGGUCUCCAGUUUGACGUCUAUUUUUAAUUCCUCCUCCACCAUAUUCACAGUGGAUAUUUGGCGACUUAUUCGUCCUCAUUGCAAAGAUGCCGAGCUUAUGAUUGUUGGACGUGCGGUGGUUCUGAUCCUAGUCGGUAUCAGCUUGGCUUGGAUCCCGAUUGUUCAGCUGAGUGGUGAGCUAUUCAACUACAUCCAGUCGGUCACGGGUUAUCUGGCGCCUCCUAUUUGUGCUACCUACGUCUUCGCCAUCUUUUGGCAUCGCACCAAUGAGAUUGGUGUGUUCUGCGCUCUGAUCGUUGGUCUCAUAAUUGGUGCGACUCGAUUUGCUUGGGAGAUCGCCUACGGUGCCACUCCAUGUGGUGAAGUGAUCACAAAUCCACCCCAUUUCCUUGUCACCAUGCAUUAUUUGCACUUCUCCAUCCUCCUCUUCUUCAUCUCCUCGGUGGUCAUCGUGGUGGCCACCUUGGUUACACCUCCACUUCCACCACGCUUCACUCGACGACUCAUCUUCGCCGAUCGUCAUGCUCCCUUCGAUCCCGACUUGGAUGCUCCGAAGGUGACAAUCGUGAGUGAGGAAGAGAAGGCGGAGUGGUUGGCUGAAGGUGAGGAGUUGCAGCCGUAUCUACACUGGUAUAGGAAGGCGAUCAAUUGGAUGUGUGGUGUUGAGUCAAUGCAAGAUCAGCGUGAACCUGUGUUCACGGAAGAGGAGGCAGAGGAGUUGAUUGAAAUGAAGAAGCGCGAGACGAGUAUUGAGGAGGAUCCGAAGCAAAGGCUCAUUGUCAACACGGCUGUCUGUACUGCCAUCGUUGUUACUAUCUUCAUUUGGGCGUUCUUUGCUUAG
Echinococcus granulosus is the source of this 1734-nucleotide messenger RNA. RefSeq names its product Sodium/glucose cotransporter. The transcript is spliced from 7 exons. Gene Ontology annotation, cellular component: plasma membrane. The record is from RefSeq and is a predicted model, not a curated record. NCBI's taxonomy places the organism in Eukaryota, Metazoa, Platyhelminthes, Cestoda, Cyclophyllidea, Taeniidae. Gene Ontology annotation, biological process: transmembrane transport. Gene Ontology annotation, molecular function: D-glucose:sodium symporter activity. The coding region runs from base 1 to 1734 and encodes 577 amino acids.